Molecule: messenger RNA, 3626 nt
Organism: Diachasmimorpha longicaudata
Lineage: Eukaryota; Metazoa; Arthropoda; Insecta; Hymenoptera; Braconidae
Product: bestrophin-4-like
Exons: 8
Coding region: 690-2633 (647 amino acids)
Molecular function (GO): chloride channel activity
Source: RefSeq, a predicted model, not a curated record
CAAUAAAAAUUCUUCCAAGUCUCUGUCGUCAUUUGGAUACUGAUACAAAUUAUCAAAAUUCUUCUUGAAUGAUUCUUCACUUGAAUUAAAACCCCUCACAAGCUUAAAAUCACGAAGUGCGCUUGACAUUGAUGAAUUUGGGUCUCUGCCAUCGGCUGCAUAUUCAACUCUAGAUAAUGUGUGUAGUCUGAAGUUAACAAGAAAGUUUGGACAUGCAGAUUCCCUGUUAGAGGGUGGGAAAUAAACUGAAAGGAAUAGCUGAGCGCCGGUAACCACACCGGUGUGCAACAAGAACAGUCCGCGGUUGGCAUUCGAGUUGAACACUUGUGUACAAUCACAUCCUCUGAGCAUGUGUUGAGUGUAAUUAAAAGUGCGACGGAUUAAAUUGCGCCCUUCAUUAUAAUUUGUCCGCAAUAAUUUUUACGUGACAGUGACUCGAGCAAAUAAUUCAGCGAUUUUCGGAGCAGAACAACAAAAUAAAAUGUUCUUAUUGUUCCAGAUACAAAUGCAACUUUCCAAAAACCUCCGAAUAUCGCCGAACGACUUAACAAUAAUCUAAUUGACGACUGAAGAUAAUGCCGCUAUCAUAAUGAGAUGGAAAUUGCGCGUCCAUUACUCGACAAUGAAACAUCGAUACGCGACAUUGUAUCGGGACUCAAUGGAAAACAGUAAUCUAACAAUUAGUAAAUAUGACCGUGUCGUAUCAGUACGAGGUCGCAAGCUCGACCAGCGGUGGAUUCACUCGACUGCUGUUUAUGUGGCGGGGCUCCCUUUACAAACUCAUCUACAGGGAAUUGCUGUUGUUCUGUGUACUCUUCGGGGCUAUUUCUGCAAUCUAUCGUCAUAUUUUUAAUGACACUUACAAGAGGACAUUUGAACUACUAGUGGUUUACUGUGAUACCUUCAUCAGCCUCAUUCCUCUCAGCUUUGUCCUUGGUUUUUACGUUGCAUACGUAGCGGCACGAUGGUGGCAGCAAUACAUGGCAAUCCCCUGGCCAGACAAAGUGAUGCACAGUGUCGCCCUGUACUUGACGGGUAACGACGAUUAUGGACGUAUGCUGCGUAGGUCAUUAAUGCGGUACCUUAACUUAUCACUGAUACUGGUUCUCCGGUCCAUAAGUUCAGCCGUAAAACGUCGAUUUCCAACGCUAGACCACGUCGUUGAUUCCGGAUUUAUGACUGCGCUGGAGCUAGAACUGUUUCUAUCGGUGCCCAGUGUUGAGUUUAAUACCUAUUGGAUACCAUGCACGUGGUUUAUCAAUUUACUCAAGGAGGCUCGACGGACACACAGACUACCAGAUGCUCAGGGACUUAAGAUUAUCAUGGAGGAAUUCAACGAUUUUCGUUCAAAAUGUGGACUUCUCUGGAGUUACGAUUGGGUAUCGAUUCCCCUAGUGUACACACAAGUAGUCACCCUGGCGACCUACAGUUUUUUCGUCGUAGCUCUGAUAGGGAGACAAUACAUAGAAGGAGACAAGAAGCCCUUUCAAAUGGAGCUCGACCAGUAUCUACCAAUUUUCACGAUUCUUCAAUUUUUCUUCUACAUGGGAUUAUUAAAGGUGGCAGAGCAACUGAUAAAUCCCUUUGGCGACGACGAUGAGGACUUUGAGUUGAAUUGGCUCAUUGACAGACACACGAAGGUCUCAUAUCUGGGUGUUGAUACUCUGAUGAAUCGGUGUCCACCCCUUGUCAAAGAUAUUUACUGGGACUCGGAGGACCUCAUACUGCCUUAUACUGAAGCCGCUGCUGCGUACAAACGGAAAACAUAUCGUGGCAGUGUCGCCAAUAUGAUGGUUCCCGAGGAGAAGCAAACAAUGUUCCUGCCAGAAAUAACCGAAGAGGAAGAGUCCGAGCAGCAAACCCCCACCCCGAGAACAUCCACCGCGAGUCUGACGACACAUUCGAACGAUAGUCCCCUCAAUGGCAAGCGGCAGAUCAUCGGUAAUCCCUCAGCCUCGAAAGUCUCCCGAAAUUACCCGGAGACAGUUAUACCACUGGAUCUCCACGAGUUUAACGAGAUUGAAGGACAGUCUGUGUCGUCUGCCCAGAAGAAAUCCGUGAAGUUGACUCCCAAGGUCGAGAGGAGAAGGUUCUUUCCAUUUGUCCAGAAGGCUAACCCGAACAUUCGACCUUGGCCUAGUGCCACAAAUCUUGAAGAAAGUACUCUGACAUAUACGAGUACAAAGGAAAAUGGAGAAACUGGAAAUGCACAUUCUAUAUCGAUCCAGAGCCCACCACCUUACAUAACUGUACGUAGUGAGUCCCAAGAGGAGCCCAUUGAAGAGGCCCAGGGCUUCUUCAACUCUGCAUUCUCUCAGGAGCAUCUACCAGGGGUUAACGAGGUCUUUGAUAGUACCAGCAACGUCGGAGAUUCGCCGAAAAUGAGGGCUGCUCCGAAGUUCCUGGUGAGACGACAGGGCUCUGUGGGUAGUAGCAGGAAGAAGAAGGGCAUCAGGUGGAAACGACCGUUGGACACUCAUGUCAAUAGGAGAAGAACUGUGGACUCCCUUCCUUCGGCUAAAAAGAUCAUCUCUCAGACCAGCAGUACGCCGGAUCUGAAGAGCUUUACGGUUUGUGAUAAUAGAGACGUUUUUGUUCAUAAACGCGCAGUCAGUGAGGAAAAAGAAUCGUAGGAUUUUUCCACAGGAAGAGGAAUGGAAGACAUGUGUUCAGAGGGAAAAUUAAUGGCUGAUUUGUUGGACACCUGUUGUGGACCUGUUCGACACCCUGACGUAUUCUAGUACAAAGGGGAAAUGGAGAUUGAUCGGUCAAUUUAUAAAAUGAUCAAUCAUUGCCCAGCUAGCUAGUGUAAGGAAUUAACUUCAAACUCGUCAGUUUACUGGAAAAAAAUAUUAAAAGAACCUCUUUCCACUGAUGAGUUUUUUACCAGGAACGUUGCUUGAUCAAUUUUUAUUUCCAUCCUAAAGUGGAGAACUUCUUGAUGAAUAGUGAUGAAGGGAAUUACGGACCAUGAUAUCGACGAUCCAAGAUCGUUGAAGUGCCUGGGUGUAAUUAAAAAUUCCUUUUGAUUUACCGACAAUUUGUCGUGUCUCACUAUCAUUUUUAUUUUGAAUGAUCCAGACACAGCCUGCGGGACUAUUAGAAUUACUUUUCUCAGAUGUUGUGCAAUCCCUUAAUGAGAACACUUGCCUCAGGCUCUUCGCUAUCCUUUUUUCGUCGAGAGUGAAAAAGAAUGAGGAAUGAGAAGGGAAUUGCGAAGAAUUACCACUGAAUAUGCUGCUUUCGCAUUGAGUUUAUGUCGCAAAACGUGAAAGAAAUGCUCCAACAAAUAAUAUUUUCCAUCUGUUGGGGAUGAAUUCAAGAUGUGGCUUUUUUUGAUGAUAAAUAUUGUUAAUUAAUAUUACCCGAGAAAAUAUAUUUUUUAUAUAAUGAUAAUUAUGAUCCAGUAUUACGUAAUUUUAUUCGAUCCUCGAUGGACUUAUUGAAGAGUCUCUCAGGAGGACAGAUUAUUGUGUAGUGAAUUUGGUUUAAUUUAAUGGUUAAACUUGUAAAUAUUGUAAAUAAAUCAAUAGGGAAAUCGUGGAUAGAUGCUAAACGAUGACCGAUCGAUCGUCAUCGUUAUCAUUUCAAUGAAAUAAAUAAAUUGGUAUUCAAAGAACUCAAAA